GGGAUUGUGGCAGGGCCGGCCGUGCUGAAUCGAUCUAGUGGUAGUUAGUGGCGAUCAGCGAUGGGAAGUCUGACCUGGACCGAUGCUUGUUUUCCAAGGGCAGUUGUGUGAUUAUUGGGAUUUGUUACUACUGUAAUUCAUUUUUGGGUUUUUUAUUGUAGUAAAUACGACCUCGAUACGCCUCAGUUUUUUUAUAUACUUAAGGGGAUGCUUUUUUGUUUGUCUCUUGGGGGAGAAAAAUAAAUUUUGGAAUGAUAGAAACUGAUGGAUCAUAUUUCUGAAAGUCUAAAUUUUUAAAUUUUCUGACUCGUCCAAAGAAAUGAUUUCCGGAGACCUUCCAUCUCCUUUGAUGUAUUACUUGUGUUAAGUUAUGAUUGAGUACCGUACAUAUUGAAGAGAAAUAUAUUAUGGCGAGAGUAAGAAUUGUGAGAAAUCAAUUACCAAUUUUCUUUUUUUUUUCAAAAUAGAAUUGGCAUUUAAUAUUUGAGGACUAAAAUAUUUUGGGGAAUACGAAUUCCUUUACCUUUGAGAAUUGAUUUCAAAGAAGCUGUGGAGGAAAAGAAUAUGCAGUGCAAGAUACUAUUCUAUGUAUGGACAUGUGGCAAAGCUAGCUGAAGAAAUCCAAAAAGGUGUUAAUUCUGUUGAAGGAGUCGAAGUAAAGCUUUGGCAGGUUCCUGAGACUCUGUCUGAAGAAGUUAUCGGAAAGAUGGGAGCACCUCCUAAGAGUGAUGUGCCGAUCAUCCAACCAAACGAUCUUGCUGAAGCAGACGGAAUUCUGCUUGGCUUCCCGACUAGGUUCGGGAUGAUGGCUGCUCAAUUCAAAGCUUUCAUCGACGCCACAGGAGGACUCUGGAGAUCUCAGGCUCUAGCCGGCAAGCCUGCAGGAAUUUUCUAUAGCACUGGAUCACAAGGCGGUGGACAAGAGACUACUCCAUUGACGGCCAUAACUCAGUUGGCUCAUCAUGGGAUGAUCUUCGUCCCAAUUGGGUACACUUUCGGCGCUGGCAUGUUUGAGAUGGCCGACGUGAAGGGCGGCAGCCCUUACGGCGCUGGCACAUAUGCUGGAGACGGCUCGAGGAACCCGUCCCAGCUUGAGCUGGAACAGGCUUUCCACCAAGGCAAGUACUUCGCCACCAUUGCCAAGAAGCUCAAAGCUUCCUCCUGAUCAAACCCCCCCCCCCUUCCUUUUUUUUUAAUAUUUCCCCAUUGAUGAAAUGGUGUUGGCUUCACGAAUAAAGCAUUUUAGGUUUUGUUAUUAUUGCUGAUAGAACAUUUAUGCAGUGUAUUGCUUUACUUUGUUAUUUGGUAUGGAUUCCGGUGGUUAUUUCUGUUA
Messenger RNA from Zingiber officinale, 1333 nucleotides. RefSeq names its product NAD(P)H dehydrogenase (quinone) FQR1-like. Gene Ontology annotation, molecular function: NAD(P)H dehydrogenase (quinone) activity; FMN binding. Lineage: Eukaryota; Viridiplantae; Streptophyta; Magnoliopsida; Zingiberales; Zingiberaceae. The coding region runs from base 587 to 1165 and encodes 192 amino acids. The transcript has 4 exons. The record is from RefSeq and is a predicted model, not a curated record.